Trichomycterus rosablanca is the source of this 3691-nucleotide messenger RNA. RefSeq names its product nucleolar protein with MIF4G domain 1 (gene nom1). NCBI's taxonomy places the organism in Eukaryota, Metazoa, Chordata, Actinopteri, Siluriformes, Trichomycteridae. Gene Ontology annotation, cellular component: nucleolus. Gene Ontology annotation, molecular function: protein binding; RNA binding. Bases 95 to 2683 code for a protein of 862 amino acids. The transcript is spliced from 12 exons. Gene Ontology annotation, biological process: ribosomal small subunit biogenesis. The record is from RefSeq and is a predicted model, not a curated record.
UAUGCGCUGUUUUAUUUAAGUAAACAGUGAAAUUAAUGGUUUUGUGCGUCCAGAAUUUGAUGCAGCGUGUCAAAGGACAAACCGAGUGAAAAAGAUGAAACCUAAUGUUCAGAGGAGAGCAGCAGGAAGAGGAGGAAGAGGAGGAGGAGGAGGUGCUGGAGGAAGAAAACACAAAGAUAAGCUGCACAAGUUCAUGGUUUCUGUGCAGAAGUUAGUGCAGGGUGAGGGAGGACAUGAUGAACCCGAGCAUGAUAAACCUGCACGCAAAGGACCAGUGGUCAGGAGGAAAAGUCGCAAAGACCUGCGCAGAGAACAGAGGAAGCUAAAAAAGAAGAAGAAGAUUAAACUCCAACCACAAGCUUCAUCUUCAUCAUCAGAUCAGAACCUGCCUAAAAAAAGUAAACAAACUGUGGGUGCUGAUCUCCAAAAGUCUGCUCUGAAACCUAAAGCACAACCAAAGCAAGAUAAACCCGAACUCACCCAGCUGAAGAAACCUGCAAAAAAGGUUCAUUUCGAGAAGACAUCAUCAGAACAUGGGACGAAAGCCAAGGUGGCCAUGGUGAGAAAGAAAGCGCUCAUAGAAGCCAACCAGGUCGAAGACCGAGAGAUCAAGAAGCUGGAGAAGCGUCUAGGUCUCCACAAAAGGAGGAACAAGCAGAAGCUUCCACAAUCCUUCGUAGAUGAUGGACUCGAUUACAUUCUGGGAUUCCUGGAGCCUGGUGGGUCUGGGUUAUACGAGAGCGACGACGAUGUGGAUGCUGCCAAAGCCAAGAGCCAGUUGGAGAAGUUGGAGGAGAGCAGUGAGGACGAAGAAUCUCAGGAUGAUGAGGAUGGAGAUCCUGGGUCAGACCGUAAAGACGCCGAAGAAGACGAUGGUGAGGAAGAUGAAGGUGUAGAGGGUGAAGAUAUGGAUCAGGACGAUGAAGAUAUGGAUCAGGACGAUGAAGAUGAAGAGAUGGAUGAGGAAGAUGACAAUGAAGAUGAAGAGAUGGACAAGGGUGAGGAUGCUGAGGAAGAGGAAGGAGAAGACGACGACGAGGAUCUGGGAGAUAAGGAGGAAAAUGAAGAGGAUUUGGAAGAUUCUGAAGAGGAUUCCCAAGAUGAGCCAUCGAGCGAAGCCACCACAUCUAAAUACCUUCCACCUCAGCUCCGAGAAGCAGCCGACAGCAAGCGCCGGGCCGAGCUAGAGAGACUGAAGCGGAACCUGAAGGGUCUGAUAAACAGGUUGAGCGAGGCGAACAUGGCCUCCAUCAGUGGGCAGGUGGAGGAGCUGUACAUGAGCUGCAGCAGGAAGGACAUGAACGAAGCCCUGACCGAACUUCUGAUGGCCGCCUGCGUCACGCCCGCGCUCAUGCCCGACAGGCUCCUGAUGGAACACAUGUUGUUAGUCAGCGUCCUGCAUCACACGGUCGGGUUGGAGGUGGGCGCACAUUUCCUGGAGACGGUCGUCCGGCGCCUCGACGAGCUCCAGCGCCCGGGCGAGUCCGAGGACAAACAGUGUGCCAACCUGGCCUCCAUGCUGGCUCACCUGUACAACUUCCAGGUGGUUCACUGCCUGCUGCUGUCGGACGUGCUGCGGCGGCUGCUGGCCACGUUCACGGCGCAGGACGUGGAGCUGGUGCUGCUGCUGCUCAGGAACGUGGGCUUCUCGCUGCGCAAGGACGAUCCGCUGGGGCUGAGGGAGCUGAUCGGCGAAGCCCAGCGCAAAGCUAACGACGCCGGAUCUCGCUUCAGCGACCAGACCAGGGUCCGCUUCAUGCUGGAGACCAUGCUGGCUCUGAAGAACAACGACAUGAGGAAGAUUCCUGGUUACGACCCGGAACCUGUGGAGAGACUCAGGAAGCUGCAGCGCUCGCUGAUCCAGAACCGGGCGGGUGGCACUGACGUAAAGCUCAGAGUUUCUCUGGAGAACCUGUUGGAAGCUCAGACAGUCGGACGCUGGUGGAUCGUCGGAUCAUCCUGGAGCGGCGUGCCCAUGAUCAGCGCUGAUAAACCCACGGCGCCGCCUGUCAGCGGAGAACAGUUCAGCGCUAAAGUGCUGGAGUUGGCGCGUAAGCAGCGAAUGAAUACGGACGUCAGGAGAAACAUCUUCUGCGUGAUCAUGACCAGUGAGGAUUACCUGGACGCCUUCGAGAAGCUCCUGAGACUGGGUCUGAAGGGUCAGCAGGAGCGUGAUAUCGUCCACGUUCUGCUCGACUGCUGUCUGCAGGAGAAAACCUUCAACGGCUUCUACACAGUUUUAGCAGAGAAGUUUUGUGUCCAUGAUCGACGCUUUCAGAUGACCUUCCAGUUCAGUCUGUGGGAUAAGUUUAAAGAUCUGGCAACCCUGUCGAGCAGCUCCUUCAGCAACCUGGUGCAGAUGGUCACUCAGCUUCUACACAAGAACGCACUUUCACUGUCCAUCCUCAAGGCUAUUGAGUUUGGGGAGCUGGAUAAACCCAGGGUGAAGUUUCUGAGGCAGAUCCUUUCUAAACUCCUACAGCAGACCCAGCCGGAGGAUCUGGUGCAGAUAUUCGGCAGGAUAUCAGGAAUUCCUAAGUUGGGAAUGCUGCGUGAAGGCCUGAAGCUGUUCAUCAGACACUUCCUGCUGCGGAGCGCACAGACCGAGGGAGCGCUGCUCACCGAGAGAGCCGAGAUCGCCAUCAGAGCCAUGGAGGCUCACGACGCCAAGCUCAAGCUCUAAAACACACCCUCAUUCAGUCAUCAACUCAUUCAUUCAUUCACUUAUACACCCGUUCAUACGCCAAGCUCAAGCUCUAAAACACACCCUCACUCAGUCAUCAACUCAUUCAUUAAUUCACUUAUACACCCGUUCAUACGCCAAGCUCAAGCUCUAAAACACACCCUCAUUCAGUCAACUCAUUCAUUCAUUCAUUUAUACACCCGUUCAUACGCCAAGCUCAAGCUCUAAAACACACCCUCACUCAGUCAUCAACUCAUUCAGUCACUCACUUAUACACCCGUUCAUACGCCAAGCUCUAAAACACACCCUCAUUCAGUCAUAAACUCAUUCAUUCACUCACUUAUACACCCGUUCAUACGCCAAGCUCAAGCUCUAAAACACACCCUCACUCAGUCAUAACCUCAUUCAUUCACUCACUUAUACACCCGUUCAUACGCCAAGCUCAAGCUCUAAAAGACACCCUCACUCAGUCAUAACCUCAUUCAUUCACUCACUUAUACACCCGUUCAUACGCCAAGCUCAAGCUCUAAAACACACCCUCACUCAGUCAUAACCUCAUUCAUUCACUCACUCAUACACCCGUUCAUAGGGUCUGUUACCAGCGCUACCUCAGUCUCUCAUCAGCAGCAGGUGGCGCCUCAAGCCUCUAAAUCAUCCAGAAGAGGAAAAUGUCCUCAUGUUCUCACAGCUGCACAUCUUCCAGGACCUGUGCUGCUUUUUCCUUUAUAAAGCAUCCUGCACAGACAUGUACAUGUCUCAGUAACCAAGUCAGACUGAAUCUGCACAGUAAAAUGAGGCAGAAAUAGGUUUAAAAAUGCUGUCCAAUAACAUCUGCUAGUCUGUUUACCUCCCAGAUGUUUGGACGCUUUGCUGAGUGAAAAGUUUGGACUGUAGAAGAUGGAUUAGCACACUUUGAUUUUUAAUGAUAAAACAAGAAGGUUUUGUAUAUUGUACAAAAAUAUUCAGUCUGGACUUGGACAUGGACUAUAAUUUAAUAGAGCUGCUGUA